Messenger RNA from Diprion similis, 2221 nucleotides. RefSeq names its product gamma-aminobutyric acid receptor subunit beta-like (gene Lcch3). NCBI's taxonomy places the organism in Eukaryota, Metazoa, Arthropoda, Insecta, Hymenoptera, Diprionidae. Gene Ontology annotation, molecular function: GABA-A receptor activity; extracellular ligand-gated monoatomic ion channel activity; neurotransmitter receptor activity. The transcript has 10 exons. The record is from RefSeq and is a predicted model, not a curated record. Bases 307 to 1800 code for a protein of 497 amino acids. Gene Ontology annotation, biological process: signal transduction; chemical synaptic transmission; monoatomic ion transmembrane transport. Gene Ontology annotation, cellular component: GABA-A receptor complex; membrane; neuron projection.
GAGUUGCGCGCGCUCGUGUCUUCUCGCCCGAGAUUUCCCGAGGCCGAUGCGGGAUUUGCGUCAGUGUCGUUCUCUCCUCUGUAUCACUGUUUUUCUGUGAGAAAAUACGAGGGAUAGGGAAUGAAUGAGAGAAGGUAGUACAGUGUCUCGGUGGUUGGUGGUGCGUCGAUGAAUGUAAAACGGUUUUCGGAGUCGAUAUGCGGUCUCCGUAGGAGUUCCCCAAAGUGCCGCUGAUUGGAAUGAAAGCAUCCCCAGAGGUAAUAAGGUGGCAAUGGUGGUGCAGGUCCGACCUGGACCCAAGACGAGAUGUUCACGAAGCAUCACGCUCUUCUAAUAUUCCUUCUUCUGUACUUGGAACAUCGCAGAGUUUGGAGCACUGGAGAGGGCAGUGAAACCACCACCGAUACUAGGAUAUCUGAUAGAUUGGAAAAUGUGACCCAAACGAUUUCUAGGAUUCUUGAGGGAUAUGACAUUCGGCUGAGACCAAACUUUGGCGGUGAACCACUCUUAGUCGGAAUGGAUUUGACAAUCGCCAGUUUUGACGCUAUAUCAGAAGUUAACAUGGAUUAUACCAUAACCAUGUAUCUGAAUCAGUACUGGAAAGAUGAGAGGUUGGCAUUUUCGCAUGAAGAAGAAAUUCUGACGCUUAGUGGGGAUUUUGCUGAAAAGAUUUGGGUGCCUGAUACCUUCUUUGCUAAUGAUAAGAACAGCUUUCUACAUGAUGUGACGGAGCGAAACAAGCUGGUGCGUUUAUCCGGGGACGGAUCUGUCACUUAUGGAAUGAGGUUUACAACAACCCUGGCCUGCAUGAUGGAUCUUCACUAUUAUCCAUUGGACUCUCAAAAUUGCACUGUCGAAAUUGAAAGCUAUGGAUACACGGUCCUGGAUGUCGUCAUGUACUGGAAGGAGACGCCGGUCCGUGGUGUCGAAGAAGCUGAGUUGCCACAAUUCACGAUUAUCGGCUACGAGACAAAUGAUCGUAAGGAAAGAUUGGCCACUGGCAUCUAUCAGCGACUUUCUCUCAGCUUCAAGCUGCAGAGAAAUAUCGGUUACUUUGUCUUUCAAACCUAUCUACCCAGCAUUCUGAUCGUAAUGCUUAGCUGGGUCAGCUUCUGGAUAAACCACGAGGCAACCAGCGCCAGGGUCGCACUGGGUAUUACCACUGUACUGACGAUGACUACGAUAUCAACGGGCGUCAGGAGUUCCUUGCCGAGAAUAAGCUACGUGAAGGCGAUCGACAUAUAUCUCGUAAUGUGUUUCGUUUUUGUAUUCGCCGCCCUCCUAGAGUACGCGGCUGUAAACUAUACAUACUGGGGUGCCAGGGCUAAAAAGAAGACUAAGAAGAAGGAAGGAACGGAGAAAAAAUCAGUUACCGCGGCAAAAACUGGUGGCGAAGCGAGCUCGCCAUUUGCCGAAUCGACAGAUGCAGAUAUCAUAGAGCUCCAAGAUCUGAGAAUGUCACCAUUGCCCAGCAUAAGAAGCAGAUCGGGAAUCGUGGCUGCUCCGGAUGGUGCAGGAGUACCAGUUCGGGAUCACGACCCGGCCAAAUUUCCCCCAAGCUUCCGAAUUUCUCGACCUCCGGGAUACAACACGCACUGUAGAACGAGUGGCUUGCGAUACAGGGGCGCCAGGCAGCACAAACCCAAAGUAUUACACGCAUUACGAAGAGGUGCUUCGGUAUUGCGAGCUUCAAUGCCGAAGAUUAAAGACGUUAACAUCAUCGACAAGUAUUCAAGAAUUGUUUUUCCCGUCAGUUUCCUUCUGUUCAAUGCCGUCUACUGGAUUUUCUACAUCCUCUAAAGGUCCAAACGCUUCGGACAGACCCUGCGUGAAUUUUACGGAUGUAAAAGCAUGAAGAUAUACGAAAAAAAUUAUCCUCAAAGAUUACUCCACGCUGCGCUGGGAUAUACGUAGGCAAUUAUGAAAAAAGUCACACAUGAAUUACCCAAGUGUCAUUGCUGUAUGCGAGUACAAAUGCAUACCGAUGAUGGACGCUUAGCUCGGUUUCGAAAAAACCGAUAUUUGCUAUACGUUGUACGUGAAUUUGCAUGUAUUUAUUUGAACAGUAACUGUGAAAACCGUUACAAUAUCUGCAUGAAAGAUAGCCGAUAGGCUGAAGCUGGGCUCAAGACGUGGUAGGUCUGAACAUCGAAUCCGACCCUACAAGAACCAUUUGAGGUCAUUGUACAUACAUCGUCUACACGUGUAUCCCCUCGCUCGU